CUAAUAUGGAAUGCAGCAGGAAACCCAUGAUUUCCUGAUACUCGGCAAGCUGGAGGAAGCAAGGGAAAAACUCCAUUAAAAAGCCCAGCUUCCCUCCAUGUUAGAUGUGAAGUGGAAAAGAGGAAAGAUUUAGCAGAAUUCUGUGUCUUCAGCCAGGCUGGAGAGGGGAAGGGCAAAGCGAAACCCUCGAGCUGUUGAAAUUUCUAGACUGCCAGGAAGCCCCUAGAAUUCAGAGAAAAAUGAGGGUUUCUUAACUCAAACUAGAGGGGAAAGGGGACAGAUGCUUUUAAUCGUUCUCCCAAAUGUGUGCUACCUUUCUUGACCAGGAUGGUAAGCAUGAGGGCACAUGCCAGCUGCCUCGGACAGGUCCCUGUGACCCCAGGCACCCCAAAGAAGGCAGAGUGAUCUCCAACCCGCUGCUCACUCGCUUCCCGCGCUCCAUGGGCUUGGGGAGAAGCAGGAGAAGCCACAGCAACUGCCCGGUCCCAGCAGCUGGAGCCGCCCGGAUGAGCUGCACAGAGGGAGGUGACAGCAGCUGUGGCUGCGGGGGCACGGAGGAGAAGAAGAUGCUGAAGUGUGUGGUGGUGGGGGACGGCGCCGUGGGGAAAACCUGCCUGCUGAUGAGCUACGCCAACGACGCUUUCCCAGAGGAGUACGUGCCCACUGUGUUUGACCACUAUGCAGUUACCGUGACAGUGGGAGGCAAGCAACACUUGCUCGGACUGUAUGACACCGCAGGACAGGAGGACUACAACCAGCUGAGGCCGCUCUCCUACCCCAACACUGAUGUGUUUUUGAUCUGCUUCUCUGUCGUGAAUCCUGCCUCUUACCACAACGUCCAGGAAGAAUGGGUCCCAGAGCUGAAGGACUGCAUGCCUCACGUGCCUUAUGUCCUCAUAGGGACCCAGAUUGAUCUUCGCGAUGACCCCAAAACCUUGGCCCGUUUGCUGUAUAUGAAAGAGAAACCUCUCACUUACGAGCAUGGUGUGAAGCUUGCAAAAGCGAUUGGAGCACAGUGCUACUUGGAAUGUUCGGCCCUAACUCAGAAAGGUCUCAAAGCGGUUUUUGAUGAAGCGAUUCUCACCAUUUUCCACCCCAAGAAAAAAAAGAAACGCUGCUCUGAGUGUCACAGCUGCUGUUCAAUUAUCUGAGGCUGCUGGGGGACUGGCCUCCACCCCACCUAAAGGUGACAGUGGCGCCGACCUCUGAGACCAAGCUCAAGCCAUGAAGGAAGGUGCGACCAGAGAGGACGUCCCUUUGCACGGAGCCUUGAUCCCUCCCCCAGGAGCCCCUAGCAAGCACAGCACACCAACUGCCACGUCCCCCCUCUCAGCCUGAAGCAUCCACAUUGCACACUCCAUGAAAACGCUGAGCCCGCCCAGACGUCAGCCAGCGCUGCUGCUGACCAUGUUGCCAAUGAAAGCAAAGACCAUGUUGCAUUUUGCAUCUUCCCUCCAUGAACGUGAAGCUGAUGAGAGGAAAUCAUCACCAAGAUACCAGAAGAGGAACUCAGUUCCUGUAUUGGUGGCCUUACCCCGUGUCUUCUGCAAAACCCAGGAACACUAUACUAAUCUUGUUCUCUGAAUCUGAUGUUAAACCUAUGUGUCUUGCAUUUAUUUGUAUUAUUUUUUAAAAUGUACUAAUUUAUCAAUUUACUCAGGCCUUACAAGUCCAUACCAAAUUAGCCUCAAGGCAAAGAUUUUUAUAUUCAUUUCCAUUUUCAGCCUGUUUCUACCAAAGCUAUUAGAACCAACGCGUACCUCUGAAUGCCUGACUGUAAGAAGGAAACAAGAAAAUGUUACAACUUUUGGAAAUUUACAAAGAUUUUUGAACCUGGUUGAAAGAAAAACACCACCUGAAUUGUCGCGGGUCCCCACUUUUGCCAAAGAUUCACCCUGGAAAUGCUUUUGCUGAUGGGUAACCCUAUUUUUUCCCCCCAUAUUUAUAUUGUCAUAGCAAAUUACAAAUGAACUGUGUUUAAGAAAGUAGUAUUUCUGCUUUUUAAUCAAACUGAUUGGGGAAGAAUAUGGCAGACCUAGGUUUUAAAAUAUUCUUUAUUCAGCAAAGAGAAAUUUCCUGCUCCCUCCCUUCCAGGCGCCUGCCCUUUUCUUCCCUUAAUUUCACUUUCUCCCUUGCCCAAUAAUAACCUGAUCUAAAAGAAAGCUCUGGCCAUGGGGCAUGAAAAAGUAAAUGUUUAAAAGUCCCCAAAGGUUAAGCAAAGUGCUUCCAUAUUUCCACUUGCUUCAACCCGAAGGGCUUCUCAGCUUGGUUCACGUCCACUCCCUGUUCCAUUUAAAUGACAUUUUCCAAGUACAGCUGGUACUAAUAUAUUGCCUCUCCCUACUUCCUACACUCAUUGUCCCAAAUGUGUGUUUAGGGGAUGGAUCUGUGGGUACCAAGUUCUGAAUCUGUUUAUCCCCUGCUUCCAAAGUGCUGUGCUCUGUAGAACAGCACCUUGGGUCUUUGAAAGUAAAAGCUCCCAGUAAAGAAUGAUGUGCGCUUUCUAUAUGCCUCUUCCAAAUAGCGAGGGAUUCUUGCAUCACAGAGUGAAUUAUUUCCUAGCUUUUAAUUAGAGACGAUAAAGUCUCCUAAUUAGUCUUAUUUGCUUGCAAUUACCCUGGAAACACCCAGGUAGGCAGUUUACUUUUGAUUUCAAUUGCAUAAGCAAAGUGCCUCUUGCAGUAUCAAAUGACACCAAUUUUAGCAUAACAAUUUCCAGAUUCACACUCCUUCUGUUGGAAAAAUCCAGUCUUUUUCUAGUCCCUUCUCCUCCCGGAGGUAGCCCCAUAUAACAUAUGAUGUGGGUCUUCUCUGUUAACGCCUUCCAUGACAUCCCCUCAGUUUUGGGGUUUUGUUUGUUUGUUUAGAAUUUCUGAAAUGAGUUUUUCUUUCUUCCAUGUUGCAAGUCCUAUUUCCCUGCUCGACUCUCCAGUUGCUAAACAUUUUCUUAAACACACACAUACAGGCACGCAUACACACAGAGAUACACACCCUCAAACUAAAAGAAAACGGGAGUUUUGUGAGCCAAAGCUUGACAUUUAGAGACAACUAGGACUUUCUUCCUCUGUAAAUGGAAAUCAACCGUCCAUAAACAGUAACUUUACAGAGGUUAUGGAUUCCUUCUUUACAAACAAUAAUGAGCAUUUAGUCCUGUAAUAAAUGAAAUGCUGUUAGCCAGUUUUGUUACAUCAUUGCAUGGUUACAUCUUACUAAAGGGCCAUUCCUCACUUCUCACUGAUGUUGAUGAAAGAGUGCGUAUCUUUGCUCUACCAAGGAGAACUUUCCAGACAUGUGCAUCUAAGAGCAAAUGAUUCCCCAGGCCAUGACCUCCCUACUGGACCAUGGGAAUUAACGAGUUCACAGUGAGAAAAUCACUCUCCCACCUAGAACCAGAACCCACCUAGAACCAGUGUCUGGGUGGAGAGGCUGCUAAAAGUCAUAAAGGUCAUAAAGCUCAUUAUUAAAUAAAAUAAUGAAGAACAAAACGACAUAAAUGAGUUAAUGUCAUUCUACCAAAUUAACCAUGUGUUGCAGUUUCAUGGCAAGAGGUAGUUCAUUUCAGUAAAACAUGUUUCCUGCCGUAAGAUUAAAUAAAACUAUAUU
Mustela erminea (ermine) is the source of this 3603-nucleotide messenger RNA. RefSeq names its product ras homolog family member J (gene RHOJ). The record is from RefSeq and is a predicted model, not a curated record. The transcript is spliced from 5 exons. Gene Ontology annotation, molecular function: GTPase activity; GTP binding. The coding region runs from base 303 to 1151 and encodes 282 amino acids. Lineage: Eukaryota; Metazoa; Chordata; Mammalia; Carnivora; Mustelidae. Gene Ontology annotation, biological process: small GTPase-mediated signal transduction.